AUGUCUGAAGAAUCACAGAAAGCGCACAGUUCGAUGACAUCUUCUCUCCGAAAGCAAAGAGAGGAGCUUAUUGUCGAGAGAAAGUCUCUGAUUAGUGAGCUAAAAAUCUAUGACUCUGCAUUCAAAUCAGCAGUAGCAUCAUGUCCACCGAAGGAGUCCGGAAACCUUGAGGAUUUGGAGGAGAGAAUCGAGACGGUGGAAGAAGAACUGGAAGUGGGAAGUCGUGAUGCGAAAGAAGAGAGAGCUCUAAAACGUGACUUGUUAAAGCUGAAGCAGUCUUAUGACAGAGUCAUGCAAUACAUUGCUGCUUCCCGUGAAAUUGAUAUCAUUCGAAACAGACGGAGUGAGAAGUCAAAGAGAGUCGAUGAACUGAGCAAGAAACUGGAUGAGCUGGCCGAGACAGUGGAGAUUGAAGAGACCUUGUCUCGUAUUGAGUCGAGCAGUGGUAAGAAGUUAACAAAGAGCGAUAUCUCAAAGGAGGAAGUGAAGGUUCCCAAGGAAAGCAUCGGCCGAUUGGUCGGUAAAAAUGGUUCAAAUAUUCAGAAGCUGGAGAAGCAGUUCUCUGUGCGAAUCAUGACGAAUGAGGAAGUGUUCACUGUGCUGGGCGAGCUGGCGAACGUGAAGCGAUGCAUCGCCGAACUCACGGACAUGGCGAACGAGAAGGAAGUGACGAUCCCUCUCUCCACAAUGCAGAUUCGUGCCUUGUUGGCCCAUGAUCACAGCUAUCGCCGAUCCAUCGAGAACUCUUGCCGCGUCUUCAUGACUCUGAAAGAUGCCGAAGUCACGAUUCGAGGUGGCCAGAAUGCUGUGAAGAACGCCGAACGCGCAUUGAAUGAUCUGAUGAAGAGUACUGGGACGAGCCCUAGCCACGCUGAUCCAUAG
Molecule: messenger RNA, 882 nt
Organism: Blastocystis hominis
Lineage: Eukaryota; Bigyra; Opalinata; Blastocystidae
Exons: 6
Coding region: 1-882 (293 amino acids)
Molecular function (GO): RNA binding
Source: RefSeq, a predicted model, not a curated record